Messenger RNA from Closterium sp. Yama58-4, 447 nucleotides. Lineage: Eukaryota; Viridiplantae; Streptophyta; Zygnematophyceae; Desmidiales; Closteriaceae. The record is from the annotation of a GenBank genome assembly.
AUGGUGCCCGGGACACCACAUGAUGCCCGGCUCAUGGUGCCCGGCUCAUGUUGCCCGGCUCAUGGUGCCCGGCUCAUGAUGCGCGGGCUCAUGGUGCCCGGCUCAUGGUGCCCGGCUCAUGAUGCGCGGCUCAUGGUGCCCGGCUCAUGGUGCCCGGGUCAUGGUGCCCGGGACAUGGCCGGCUUAUGGUGUCCGCGUCAUGGUGCCCGGCUCAUGGUGCCCGGCUCAUGGGGCCCAGCUCAUGGUGCCCGGCUCAUGGUGUUCGGCUCAUGGUGCCCGAGUCAUGGACAUGGUGCCCGGCUGAUGGUGCCUGGCUCAUGGUGCCCGGCUCAUGGUGCCGUGUUCGUGGUGACCAGUUCAUGGUGCCCGGCUCAUGGUGCUCGGCUCAUGGUGCCCGGGUCAUGGUGCCCGGGUCAUGGUGACCGGCCCAUGGUGCCCGGGUCAUAG